AUGGAGGCACCAAGCAACACAACAUCCCUGAUGGAGAUGGGUAACUUCAGUGAGGAUUCGUGCAAUGAAGGCGGGCUAUUUGUUUGUUCAGAGAGGCAGAUACCUAUUGCAGUCACACUCAGCCUCAUCAGCAUCGUAACAGUGUGUGGUAACAUCUUCGUCAUGAUAGCGUAUACCACUGAUAACCGCAUCAGAUCAACAGUAGCAAAUACCUUCAUUCUCAACCUGUCAAUAUGUGAUUUGAUCAUUGGUGCAGUUUCCAUUCCCCUUAAUUCCAUAUGGGUUGUUAUUGGGUGGUGGCCAUUUGGAAAGAUCCUGUGCCAGAUAUGGUUAGUAUUGGAUUACACUUGCACCAAUGUUACCGUCUUGACUAUUAUCUUCAUCAGUUUGGAUCGAUACUGGCUUCUCACCAAGAAACUUGCUUACGGUACUUUCCAAACACACAGACAGGCCACUGUUAUGUGCGUAACUGUAUGGAUUAUCUAUACAGUGUUUUAUUCUCUUGUUACCUUUGGGUGGGGCCCGUUGUUCGGAGAUGGAAAUGUGAACUAUUCCGAAGAUUGCGAACUUGAACCGUUUGAGAACGGCCCCUUCGUUGGAUUUCAACUUGCCGUGGAGUUCCUAAUCCCCCUUCUUGUUAUCAUUUACUUGAAUACAAAGGUAUACAUGAACAUUAAGCAGAGAUCAAAGGGACAUUUCCGAAGUGCUUGCCCUUCGCAUGAGAGUUCAUUAGCUGCCAGCAGCAGGGACGCAGCAUUGCAUCCAGGUCCUUUCAGACAAGAUUCAACUGCAGAAAGAGAACAAAAUACUCACUUCACAGAUCACUCUGAGGUGAAAGAUAAAGGCAAGACAGAACCAAUGCAACUUGAUAGCCAAGAAUACCACUGCAAUGCAGGAUACGACAUAGAACUAGAUGAUAUAUCAAUCAUAUUUAAUUCUGACCAACGGCUUCCUCCGAUCAGAACUGCUCAAGUUAUCGGUAGGGAACGGGUCAUUGAGAAUGAGGAGGCAAGUAGUCCAUGUCACGCAGUAAAACACCCAACUACUAACCUUAGCGCUCAUCCUCCUCAAGCCCGGCGGCGAGCACGUGAGCUACAGAGGCAUCGUAAGGCAGCGGUUACACUCUCAGUCAUUGUAGGUGUCUUCGUGGCGACGUGGCUCCCGUUUCAUGUAUCUUCAAUCCUAGUGGCAUUCUGUGAACACUGCAUCAGCGAUCUAACAUGGGAAAUCGUCAAUUACUUGUUGUGGUGCAACUCCACUCUAAACCCGUUCCUGUAUGCUCUUCUGGUCGUACGGUUCCGGCAAAACUUCUCUCGCUAUUUAGGGUUACACUUGUGUACAAAACGACGGUAGUUGAGAGAGGGGUGUUUCACGGGUGCACAUCUUUAUCCCAAAUAGUCCAUCUGCGUGUUAUAUUUGAAUAGAUUAACUGGUUCAGUCACGUGCUUAAUCACAAGUUACCACUUGAAUUUGAACUCCUCAGACUGUGUCAC
Asterias rubens (European starfish) is the source of this 1493-nucleotide messenger RNA. RefSeq names its product octopamine receptor 1-like. The record is from RefSeq and is a predicted model, not a curated record. Gene Ontology annotation, cellular component: plasma membrane. The transcript has a single exon. Gene Ontology annotation, biological process: adenylate cyclase-activating adrenergic receptor signaling pathway. NCBI's taxonomy places the organism in Eukaryota, Metazoa, Echinodermata, Asteroidea, Forcipulatida, Asteriidae. Gene Ontology annotation, molecular function: G protein-coupled acetylcholine receptor activity. The coding region runs from base 1 to 1353 and encodes 450 amino acids.